Messenger RNA from Onychomys torridus (southern grasshopper mouse), 5177 nucleotides. It is a transcript of the gene Pxn, whose product is annotated as paxillin. The coding region runs from base 154 to 3333 and encodes 1059 amino acids. The transcript is spliced from 15 exons. Gene Ontology annotation, biological process: transforming growth factor beta receptor signaling pathway; substrate adhesion-dependent cell spreading; endothelial cell migration. NCBI's taxonomy places the organism in Eukaryota, Metazoa, Chordata, Mammalia, Rodentia, Cricetidae. The record is from RefSeq and is a predicted model, not a curated record.
GGCGGUGGCGGCGGCGGCGGCGGCGGCGGCGCGGCAGCGGGUUCCGUUCCGGGCCGCGGCUGGAGACGGAAAAGUUGCGGGGCGGUGAGGAGCGGCCCCGGGACGGUCAGCGAGGGCGACAGCGAGCCGGGGGCCGGCGUCCGCGGACCGGCCAUGGACGAUCUGGACGCCCUGCUGGCGGACUUGGAAUCGACCACCUCCCAUAUCUCCAAACGGCCGGUGUUCUUGUCAGAGGAGCCCCCCUACUCCUACCCAACUGGAAACCACACCUACCAGGAGAUUGCGGUACCCCCUCCUGUCCCGCCGCCCCCGUCCAGCGAGGCCCUCAAUGGCACGAUCCUUGACCCCUUAGACCAGUGGCAGCCUAGUGGUUCCCGAUACACUCACCAGCAGCCUCCGUCCCCGUCACCCGUGUACGUCCCCAGUGCUAAAGGUUGCAGUGCCUCCAACCCCCAGGACGGCUCUCUGUGCUCCCGAGCCGGCGAGGAAGAGCACGUGUACAGCUUCCCCAACAAGCAGAAGUCAGCGGAGCCUUCACCUACCGUGAUGAGCUCCUCCCUGGGCAGCAACCUCUCUGAACUUGACCGCCUGUUACUAGAACUGAACGCCGUGCAGCAUACCCCUCCAGGCUUCCCUGCAGAUGAGGCCAACUCAAGCCCCCCACUGCCUGGAGCCUUGAGCCCUCUCUAUGGCAUCCCAGAGAACAAUAAUUCCUUGGGAGGAAAAACGGGGUCACCGAUGAAAGAGAAGCCGAAGCGAAAUGGAGGCCGGGGCCUGGAGGAUGUUCGGCCCAGCGUGGAGAGCCUCUUGGAUGAACUGGAGAGUUCUGUGCCCAGCCCUGUCCCGGCCAUCACUGUGAACCACGGAGAGAUGAGCAGUCCACAGCGAGUCACCUCCAGCCAGCAGCAGACACGCAUCUCAGCCUCCUCUGCCACCAGGGAGCUGGACGAGCUCAUGGCCUCGCUGUCAGAUUUUAAGACGAGCUCUUCUGCUGUGGUGCUGAGCUCCCAGGGGCUGCUGGCCAGCUCUUCUCCGUCCUCACCCCUCACUCUUCUUCAUCCUCCUCCUCCUCCCCCCAGGGAAUCCUCCCCUGGAGGCCACAUCCCAGAGGUCCUCAGCAGGGGAGGAAAUAGUCAGGUCCUUCUACCUUCCGUAGCUCCCAGAAAGCUUGAUGUGGUCAGUCUCGAGGGGACAUCUGCCACUCAGAACUCAAGGUGUCCUUCUGUGGAGGGUUCUCAGCAAUCAUUUGGUGCUAAGAGCCAGGCUCAGCUUAGGAAUGACCUUAUGGACUCCAUGAGUGAGCCCUUUAGGACUCCCCUCUGCCACACUCCAUACCCUGCUGCGAGCACAGGGUCUCAGAGACUACUGGCCAACGAUGUGUGUUCAGAGGAGACUGUGGCUCCCGUUUGGAGAUGGCCACAGGCUGUGACAGCAUCCAGGCCUGAGACUCCUCAUGGAGUGGCUUGCAGCUUUCAGGAAGGGAUUGAGCCAGCUCUUGUGGCGGUGGACAGGCAGGCUGUCCUCCCAGACACCUGGAGUCUUCCCAAGGAAUGUGGCCAGCAGGAGCGAGCACAGUCAGAACCAGGGGCCCCAGGAAGCAGCUGCUGUGCCCCAGCUGAUGAGCAGUUAGGCGGAAAGAUUCCCGGGAGGGGAAGCCCGGAGGGGCCAACCCAGGCACUCGAGAACCCAAGGAACCCAGAAGGUGCCACCGAAGUCGCUCUGGAGGCCGGGAAGGAAGAGCUGAAGCUUCCUCAUGCCAUGGUCAUGGGCACACCCAACACCUCGGAGAGGAUUUCCACCGCUGGCCAGAUCCGCUCUGUGAUCAGGAGGAGCCGGGAGACGGGCCACAUCCAUCCCAUGUCCCGGGAGCCCUCCCCUCGCCGCCGGCUGGACCCUGCUACCCUGAGCAGGACCCCAUCCCAGGAGUUGCUCACUGCAGAGCUGCAGGGCCGGCUGGGCAUCCAGCUGGAGGCGGAAGAGGCAGCAGAGGCCUCUGCCCAGGACUGGCUGACCGAAGGCAUUGUCAUCACUGUGCAGCCUCGUGGGAGGCGGGCCAGGGGGCAGCUGGUAGAGAAGGUCGUCUACCCUCCCCCCAACUCUCCCAUUCCUCUGAGAAGAACCCUCUCUGUUGUGGCUCCUCUUCCUGACCCUUUGCUCCAGCGUCACCCUGACACCUUGGCCAGCCGCUCUCCUCUCCGGCCCAGCCUGCCCACUCCCUCCUGUCCAGGGCCCUUGGCUGGGGCCUGUGCUUCUUCUGGGGUCCAGAGUGCAGGGCCAAAGCCCCAGGAGGAGGACGGUCACGGCCCUCCUGGUCUCACCUCUGUACCCCACUCCAUGAGGUCUGUGGGCUGCCAGGCCAGCGAGGACCCACCCUUGCACCCGAUGCAGAUGCACGGCCUGGAACAGAGGGCAGACGGAGAGCGGCAGUGGGCAGCCGGCUGGCCCCCCAGCAGCAGGCAGAGCAGCCCUGAAGGGCAGGACGAGGGAGGGUUCAUGGCCCAGGGGAAAACUGGGAGCAGCUCACCCCCUGGGGGGCUCUCAAAGCCUGGAAGCCAGCUUGACAGCAUGCUGGGAAGUCUGCAGUCUGACCUGAACAAGCUGGGGGUCGCCACGGUUGCCAAAGGGGUCUGUGGGGCCUGCAAGAAGCCCAUUGCUGGGCAGGUUGUGACUGCCAUGGGGAAGACAUGGCACCCCGAACACUUCGUCUGCACCCACUGCCAGGAGGAGAUCGGGUCCCGGAACUUCUUCGAGCGGGACGGACAGCCCUACUGUGAAAAGGAUUACCACAGCCUCUUCUCCCCACGGUGUUACUACUGUAACGGGCCCAUCCUGGAUAAAGUAGUGACUGCGCUCGACCGGACGUGGCACCCAGAACACUUCUUCUGUGCUCAGUGUGGAGCCUUCUUCGGUCCAGAAGGGUUCCAUGAGAAGGACGGUAAAGCCUACUGUCGGAAAGAUUAUUUCGACAUGUUCGCGCCCAAGUGUGGCGGCUGUGCCCGAGCCAUCCUGGAGAACUACAUCUCCGCUCUCAACACCCUCUGGCACCCCGAAUGCUUUGUGUGCAGGGAGUGCUUUACGCCUUUCGUCCACGGCAGCUUCUUUGAGCACGAUGGGCAGCCGUACUGUGAGGUUCACUACCACGAGCGGCGCGGCUCGCUGUGCUCUGGUUGCCAGAAGCCCAUUACCGGCCGCUGCAUCACCGCCAUGGCCAAGAAGUUCCACCCCGAGCACUUCGUCUGUGCCUUCUGCCUCAAACAGCUCAACAAGGGCACCUUCAAGGAGCAGAAUGACAAGCCCUACUGCCAGAGCUGCUUCCUGAAGCUCUUCUGCUAGGCCCCGCCCAUCGGCCACCCCUCCCCAGCCAGCGCCACCCACUGCUACUGCGACCCAGGGACCUCACCCAGGGGUGACGGGCCAAUCCAACACAAACAACUGGAACCGUGUCCACGGCAGGUGUAGGGCAGGACUGUGUGUGGGGGUGUGGGUUGGGGGGUUCUGCCUCUUUCUCACCCACGCCAGGGCUUCAGGGGCCUCCUUCCCCUUCUCCGGCUCUCCCAGGCUCUGUGUUGGGGCCCAGUCGUUCCUAAGUGUGUUCUCACGAGCCAGCCCCCCCACACCGGAGUCUCUCACAGUCACCGUCAGCAGUGGAGUCGGAGUGGGAGGGCAGCGAGGGUCAGCUAGGGGCUCUUUUUAUCCUAAUUCCUCUCAGCCCAAUUACUCGGAGCAUAUUGGGGACACCAGGCCCCCUUGAGACAAUGCCAGCAUAAACUCACCCACAGGCCACCAAAGGCACUUUGGGUUCCACGCCCAGUGUCCCAGAGUCUGGGCGACUGCCCCGUUUAUACCUACUUAGCCCGGGUUUACCGAGAAAAGCUUCUCCAGCAAUAAUAUUUUAUAUAGCCACAUUUCUGUCUCUGGGGAUGUUGUGAGGUGGGGAGGGUCACCUGUGCCUCAACACUGUACUGGUUUUGAUAGAUUUCUACCCUGAGGUUCGACUUUGUAUUGCUUUUACCUCUCUACAAGAUGAUUUUGAAGAGAUUUAAAGGGCGUCCCCUUUUGUAUUCUUGUCUUUGUCCACUGUCACGGGUCCUGCCAGAGGCCUCGUGUGGACUUUGCUUUGUACUGAGGGCUUGGGAUGGGGAAACAAUUUGUAUUUUAUUUUGUUCCUUAGCACAAGCAAGUAGAGACCCCUUCUGUAACUUCACAGCUCCCCAGAACUGUUUUUAAACUGCUGUAUUUUUAACCCUCUCCCUUACUGCCCAGGCCAAUAGGCUCUCUCUCCAUUAAGAAUGGUCUAAGGACAUUCAGCCCUUCGGACCUGGAACUUUGAACCUCAUGUGUCCUGUUCCCAAGGGAGGCAAAGGGGACAGUUUGUAUUUGGGGUCUACUCCCUGCCUGAGUAAGCCAUCAGGAGCCAGCCUGUGCUCCCCAUGAACUUUCUGGCAACAAGGAGAACCCACUGAACACGCUCAGCUGCCUCAUUGCUCCUCUGGGGCUCUGUCUUCUGCCUUCUCAGGAAAGCUGGUGUCUGGUUUUGACCAGGAAGACUAUAAGGGUUUCUGGCUCGAUUCUACUGGGUGCAUCGCUUCCUCAAACUUCCUGGUGACGGGGGCAAAGGUUGCUCCCUCUCACAGGUGGGAUUCAUGCUUGAGGAGGGGGAGGGGGUUUCUGGGAAGAAUGCCCUAAGUCGGUGAAGGGAGCCUGGUAGGAUUUGGGCAGAGGGACAAGGUCCUGUUAGAGCGAUGGGAGGCUCCAUAGCUCCCAUUCCAAAGGAUGAAACAGGAGCAGCCAGCCCCGGAACAGGCAUGUCCGAAGGUUCCAGAGGCAGGGGACCCAGACAUUACGUCGGCUUCCUAGUCGAGGCCCAUUGUGAUGGGAUCCCAGACAAGGAUCCUCGGUCAAGGCCUGGGCUAGCAGCAGCCCAGGUCCGGGAAGGUGAGCAUAGCGCUCCAGAGGUCUGACACGGCGCUGGCGGCACUUCCACCCACAGGCCUUACUGCUCUGUUUACAGUGGUCUGCUCCAGGCCCCUCUCCAGGAAGAGACUGGGGUGUCUGGAGGGCCAUUCUCUGGGUCAAUGGAUAUGUGAUCGUUUGACUUUUUUCUUAGAAACUUCUAACCUGGCUUUUUCCAUUUCAAUUCCUGUGAUUUAUGCCAAUAAAGUCUGCCAAUAUUUUCA